Molecule: messenger RNA, 672 nt
Organism: Alternaria incomplexa
Lineage: Eukaryota; Fungi; Ascomycota; Dothideomycetes; Pleosporales; Pleosporaceae
Exons: 2
Coding region: 1-672 (223 amino acids)
Biological process (GO): rRNA pseudouridine synthesis; ribosome biogenesis; snRNA pseudouridine synthesis
Cellular component (GO): box H/ACA snoRNP complex
Molecular function (GO): box H/ACA snoRNA binding
Source: RefSeq, a predicted model, not a curated record
AUGUCGAAAGAUAUUGAAGAGAAGAGGCUGAAGAAGGAGAAGAAGGACAAGAAGGAAAAGAAGGAAAAGCGCGCGGAGACAGACGGCGUGUCCAAGAGCAAAAAGGACAAGAAGGAGAAGAAGGUCAAGGGCGAUGUCGAGAUGGUAGACGCGCUCGAGGCUGAGCUCGAGAAGGAGCCAGAAGUCUCAAUGGUCAACGUCGUGGACGGUGAUGAGCCGCGCGGCGCACUUGUUCCCUUUGCCUUCCCUCUCGCAGACAACGACAAGGAGGUCAAGAAGAUCCUGAAGACCGUCAAGAAGUCCGCCAAGUCCAAGACCCUCCGCCGCGGUGUGAAAGAAGUCGUAAAAGCGCUGCGCAAGUCCGCUGCUUCAGGCGCUGGAUCCUCCCUCGACGACCCCAGCGCCGUUGUUGUCAUCGCCGCCGAUAUCUCGCCCAUGGACGUCAUUGCGCAUAUCCCCGUUCUCUGCGAAGACCACAACGUACCCUACAUCUACAUCAAGAGCCGCGCGCAGCUCGGCGAGGCAAGCGCAACAAAGCGACCCACCAGUGUGGUCAUGAUCGGCAAGGACAGGAUGGGCAAGAAGGCCGGCGAGGGCGACGAGGAGUUCACCGAGGCAUACGGAGAGCUGGUCAAGGUUGUUGGCAAGGCUGCUAAGACAGUCAAGAAGUGA